AAUCAGGAUGCGACUGCCGUAGAAGGCUCGUCGCUGGAUUUACUCGACGAUGAGGAAAACCGCCGCCUGAAUCGACUUCUAGACAUCAGAAUCCUGCCAUUAUGCUGCUGGAUAUAUCUCUUAAACUUUCUUGAUAGAGGCAACAUCGGCAAUGCAAAGGUUCUCAACGAAGAAACCGGCGAUGAUUUGCUGCAGCGGACGGGGAUGACCGCCAUGGAUUACUCCAUCACUCUGACGCUCUUUUCCUUAGCAUACGCUGUGUUUGAAGUGCCUUCCAACUGGAUCAUGAAGCAUUAUGUGCGCCCGUCGAUCUGGUUAGGCACGCUACUUACCUGCUGGGGUAUCUUGACGCUUGGAUUUGCUGGUGUUAAGAAUUACGGCACCGUCCUCGCUCUGCGGUUGCUGAUUGGAGUUUGUGAAGCCGGCUUCUUUCCUGGUAUUUGCUAUCUCAUCACAAUAUGGUACCGUUACAACGAGCGAUCUGUACGAAUCGCUCUGGUUGUAGCCUUCUGCAACUUGGCCGGCGCGUUCGGGGGAGCGAUAGCAUACGGCAUCGGGCAGGUCAACGGCGCAUCUGGAUUGCAAGGAUUCCGCUGGCUCUUUAUUAUCGAGGGCAUUAUUACCGUCAUUUCAGCGCUGCCCGUCUUCCUCUUCCUCCCAGACUACCCUGCUCGGGCAAAGUGGCUCAGUGGCUCGGAGAAGCGCUUCGCUGAGGAUAGACUCAAGGAGCGAGGCGGUGGCUACCUUUCAAACCAUGCGAGUCGCAAGGAGAUCUUGGCUACUUUCUUCAGUCCACGAAUGCUGACACAUUACAUUGCAUACGUUGCCAACGUGGUGCAACAAGGAUCAUUUACGUUCUUUACCCCGACUAUCGUCACUGGCCUGGGAUACCAGUCCAUCCAGGCUCAACUCAUGACCGUGCCGCCAUGGGUUGUGGGGUUCGUGGUGGCCAUCACGCUCUCGUACUCUGCGGACCGUCUCAACAUGCGAGGCUGGCACAUCACGGGAGCAUCGCUGGCAGGAGGGACAGGAUGGCUGGUUGCAGGGCUGCUCCCUCCCGAUGCAUAUAUUAAACGAUACGGAUGCCUGUGUCUAGCAGCAGCUGGAGCAUUCCCCGCCGCGCCUUCGAUGACCAACUGGGUGGCUUGCAACACUCCCAGCCUGCUGACAAUCCCCUUCGCCCUCGCACUGCACAAUUCGUCUGCGGGCAUUGGGCAAAUCAUUGCGCAGUGGAUCUGGAAACCGGGAGAGGCUGAUCGAGGCUAUCCAACAGGAAAUUUUACGUGCGCUGGAUGCGCCUACUUUGUCGCCAUUCUGGCAACAGGGUUGCGCCUUUGGUAUGGCAGAAUGAAUUCCAAGGCUAUCAAGGAUGUGAGGGGAGAGUCGAGGAUCUGGUCGUACUGA
Messenger RNA from Penicillium lagena, 1404 nucleotides. RefSeq lists its product as uncharacterized. Gene Ontology annotation, cellular component: membrane. Gene Ontology annotation, molecular function: transmembrane transporter activity. The transcript is spliced from 5 exons. The record is from RefSeq and is a predicted model, not a curated record. Gene Ontology annotation, biological process: transmembrane transport. Lineage: Eukaryota; Fungi; Ascomycota; Eurotiomycetes; Eurotiales; Aspergillaceae. The annotation marks the transcript as partial.